Phytophthora nicotianae INRA-310 is the source of this 396-nucleotide messenger RNA. RefSeq lists its product as hypothetical. The transcript has a single exon. Lineage: Eukaryota; Oomycota; Peronosporomycetes; Peronosporales; Peronosporaceae. The record is from RefSeq and is a predicted model, not a curated record. The coding region runs from base 1 to 396 and encodes 131 amino acids.
AUGGCAGACGGAGACAAUGCGCAGUGCAAUGCGCUUGCCGCCGUGUUCGGGGGCCACCCGGCGUAUCGGUCCCUUAUGGGCUUCUUCCACGUAAUGAAAAAGGUUCAGUAUGCAAUCAAGUGUUUUCCCUCGGGUUUGGCAGCUACACUACUAAGGAAUGUAUACAAUCUACACUUUGCACGAAGUGAAAGUGCUUAUUUGGAGAUGCUGCGUUCGAUUUUAAAACGCUGGAUGGAGGACUCUACACUACAUGUAUUCGCCCAGUACAUGUACGGUCAGUGGAUCACUGGACACUUCGGGACGAGGCAAGUGUUCGCAGCCCCUGCAGGUUUCGCCUCUACGAACAAGCCUGUCGAAACUUUCAACGCAUUGUUGAAACGAGACUAUACAGGUUGA